Messenger RNA from Oncorhynchus tshawytscha (Chinook salmon), 3596 nucleotides. RefSeq names its product TBC1 domain family member 1-like. Lineage: Eukaryota; Metazoa; Chordata; Actinopteri; Salmoniformes; Salmonidae. The record is from RefSeq and is a predicted model, not a curated record.
AUGACAGUUUACGAUCUACGUCCUCCCUCUCUCCUCCAGGUCCCUGAGAUCAUCAGUACGCUGCGUCAGGCUGGGAAGAGCUCGGCGCGCAACGAUGACCUGGCAGCGCCCAAACCCGCCGCCUCUUCCUCAGAAGACUGUACUCCGUCCGCGUCGUCCGCCUUCGGCGCUGCCACCAUGUUCGCCAAGAGGUUUGAGGUUCUGUUCUGCGGAAGAGUGACCGUCGCUCACAAGAAAGCCCCGCCCGCUUUGAUUGACGAGUGCAUCGAGAAAUUCAGCCAAUCGGUAGGGGCCGGGGGCGAUCCUAAACCCGAUAGCGGCGGUGGAUUGGUGGACGGGCUGCGGAGAGCUCUGGCCUUACCGACGCUAACGCGAAAUGGAGGAACGGGGGAUGGAGAGGUCAGGGGAGGAGGAUACGGUGCCUCUAGUGGUGGGAGGCCGGUGGUGUUCAAACCAGACCCCAGUUUCCCCUGCCUCCGGGCCCUGGAUGAGAACGGACUGUCACCUGAACCACACACACACACCGCUGGGGUCCAGCCCACCAGUCUACAGGAGAACAGGACCAUGCUGUUCAUGGUGGGUCGGUCUCAGGUCUUCCUGGUCAGUCCAGACACUAAGACGGUUGCCAUAGAGAAGAGCUUCAGAGAAAUAUCUUUCUGCUCACAGGGUAUUCAUCAUGUGGAUCACUUUGGGUUCAUCUGUAGAGAGACAGUAGAAGGAGGGAGCUGUACGUUCGUCUGCUAUGUCUUCCAGUGUACUGAUGAAUCCCUGGUGGAUGAGAUCAUGUUGACUUUAAAGCAGGCGUUCUCUGUGGCCGCCCUGCAGCAGAGUGUAAGGACCAGGAGCCAGCAGUGUGACAGUUGCCCCAUGCAGCAGCUGCACAGGCUGUGUGAGAGGAUAGAAGGUCUCCUCCCGUCUAAAGCCAAGCUGGAGUUUCAGAAACAUCUGGCCACACUGGACAACCAGGAACAAGCUGCAGUGUUCGAGAGCACUGUGAGGGCCAGUCCUAAGAGUGACCAGGAGGAGAAUGAGCUGGUGAUGGGGUCUUUGAGGAGUCUGUACGAACAGAAACAGAGGAGUCAUCAACACACAGAUCACAGACCGGUACCAGAGGCUCCAGCCCCAGUAGAGGUCCAGUCCAGUAGCAGACAGAGAUUAGAGCAGUUUAAAACCAGAGCUAAACGCUCCCUCACAGAGUCACUGGAGGGCAUCUGGAAGGGAAGUAGCAAAGCCAGGGCUCAGAGAGAGAACAGUGAAGGAAACAUCAGUUCAUCUGACUCUACACUGAACUCUACUGAACAGUACCCCUCCCUAGAAGACCCCCUCCCUUCCUCCAAUCCUCUGCGCUCUCACAACUCUACAGGGGACCUGAAACAUCUGGACACCUCUCCUCUCUCCGUCUCUCCUUCCUUCUCAUCCCUGUCUCUGUCCUCCCGGGACGCACGGUCCCAGCCGCAUGGCUUCAGGCGGAGAGCCAGCACCUUCAGCCACUCCCCUUCCUACCACGAUCACGCCCCUUCCUACCCUCCACACCCCUCGUAUACACACACACCCCAGGUACCCAGCGGCUCCACCAAGCCCAAACUGGUCCGGCACUACUCUGUCAGCACCGACACUCCGCACCAGAGCAAUCCUCUGGGAGGUCUGCGCGCUCGUCUCCGCUCCUCCUCCUCUGUUCCCAACUUCCUCAAACUCCUCGCUCCUGUCCACGAGAGCCACCCCUGUGACUUAGACAAGAGGAGUGAUGUAGCAGCCCUGUCCAGUCCGGUAGCAGUGUGUGUGGUAGGAGACAGUCCUCUACGGAGACACUCCUGGAGACAACAGAUCUUCCUACGUGUCGCUACCCCUCAGAAAAACACUGACAGCAAUGACAGGGGUGACUGCUCCUUGGACGGCAGGGGCGUGUCUGUGUGCGGGGUUGGAGACGGAUCACUGGGCGUGGUUCCGGAGGAGAGGAAGAAACGUGGCCGAGCAGAACUGAGACAGCUGUGGAGGAAGGCCAUCCUGCAACAGACACUACUGCUGAGGAUGGAGAGAGAGAACAACAAGAUACAGGCGUCGGAGAGUAAGCGUCAGCGUCUGGACUAUGAAGAGAUAACUCCCUGUCUGAAGGACGUCACGCUGGUCUGGGAGAGCAUGCUGGGAACACAGGCCAGGUCGAAGGUCAAGUUCAACACUGACACUGUCCACUCUGCUGUGGAACAGGGAGUUCCGAGACAGUACAGAGGAGAGGUGUGGAAGUUCCUGUCAGAGCAGUUUGUAUUGAGACAACCGGUUCCUGUCAGAUCUCCAUCUGACAACAGGCCUUAUAAAGAACUGCUGAAACAACUGACCUCCCAACAGCACGCCAUCCUCAUAGACCUGGGACCUUUCCGACACCAUCCUUAUUUCCAGGCUCAGUUGGGGUCUGGUCAGCUGUCUCUCUAUAAUCUCCUGAAGGCCUACUCUCUACUGGACCCAGAGGUGGGAUACUGUCAGGGUCUCAGCUUCGUAGCAGGAGUGUUGUUGUUGCACAUGGGAGAGGAGGAGGCCUUCAACAUGCUCCAGUUCCUCAUGUAUCAUAUGGGGCUUCGCAAGCAGUACAGACCUGACAUGAUGAUACUACAGAUUCAGAUGUACCAGCUGUCCCGUCUCCUCCAUGACUACCACAGAGACCUGUACGUCCAUCUGGAACAGCAUGAGAUAGGACCGUCUCUCUACGCUGCUCCCUGGUUCCUCACGGCCUUCGCCUCGCACUUCCCUCUGGGCUUCGUAGCCAGGGUGUUUGACAUGUUGUUUCUCCAGGGUUCGGAGGUGAUCUUCAAGGUGUCGCUAAGUCUUCUGGGUAGUCACAAGCCCUUGAUCCUACAGCACGACAGUCUGGAGUCUAUAGUGGACUUCAUCAAGACUACAUUACCUAACCUGGGACUAGUCCAGAUGGAGAAGACCAUCAACCAGGUGUGUGAGAUGGACCUGUCCAAUCAGCUGCAGGCAUACGAGGUGGAGUACCACGUCUUACAGGACGAGCUGUGUGACACGCCCGCUCACCUCAACCAAUCACAGCGCACCGCCCAGCUGGAACGCACCAAUCAGAGCCUCCGACAGCAAAACCUCGACCUGCUGGAGGAACUGCAGGUGUCCCAGGCUCGUGUGUGUCGUCUGGAAGGCCAGGUGGAGGGGCUGGCCCAAUCAGAGGCUCUGCUGAGAGAACGGGUGUUCGACCUGGAGGAGGAGAGGAACGGACUGCGGAACGCCGUCACACACCUACACACACUCCUCACCGCGCUGGGAAUACACACACACACAACGCACGGGGACUUCAACCUGGACCCUCACACACACUCCGCUGCCGACACAGAUGGACAGAGAGAUGGACAGGGUGUGGACGUCCCCACCAGAGAGGGGCCCAGACUGGGGCAAGCGAUGUCCUCCCCUCUCCUCCCUCAUCCACUGGCUCUACCAGAACAUUGAAUCCUGAGGACUGUUCUCCUGUACUAAACUGGAGAAAUGGGGGGGGUUCUCUGUCCUCUCUGGGCCGAUACUCCACACAACAGUCCAAUAUACACAGUUACUAUUGCAGCCAGAUGUGUGUGUCUCUCUGCCUGCCUGUGUCUCUC